Molecule: messenger RNA, 2439 nt
Organism: Gekko japonicus
Lineage: Eukaryota; Metazoa; Chordata; Lepidosauria; Squamata; Gekkonidae
Product: vomeronasal type-2 receptor 26-like
Exons: 5
Coding region: 1-2439 (812 amino acids)
Biological process (GO): G protein-coupled receptor signaling pathway
Cellular component (GO): membrane
Molecular function (GO): G protein-coupled receptor activity
Source: RefSeq, a predicted model, not a curated record
AUGAAAUUUGAUAACGGGAAGCAAAGAUUUUUCAUAAAAGUGCUGCUGGUGUUGCUGUUGCUGCUUGUACUGCUGACUUGUAAUGCGGGCAAGGAGCAUUCCAUGAAUUGCACCACAGAAGUUGAUCCUCUUCCUAUAUCUCAUGAGUUUUCUCAGCCUGGUGACUUUGUCAUUGGGGGGAUUGUGUCUCAGGUCUACUUAGUGCACGAGACUCCUUCUUUUGAGAAGCAACCCUCGCAGAUGCUGAUUAAUGAACCUUUAUCAGAGCCAAAGAACUACCAGCACAUCCUGGCCUUGGCCUUUGCAAUAAAAGAGAUUAAUGAGAACCCCCUUUUCUUGCCAAACAUUACUUGGGGGUUCCACAUCCUCAACAGUUACUAUAAUGCAAGGAUGACCAAUAAAGCCAUCCUGAGUUUGCUUUCCACACAACAGCGCUUUGUCCCCAACUACAAGUGUGCUGUUUUGAAAAAUCCAGCAGCUGUUAUCGGAGGACUUGAUUCUGAAACAUCAGUCAAUAUGGCCACCAUUAUAGCCAACUACAAGAUGCCACAGCUCACGUAUGGGUCAUUUUCCCCAACCCAGAAUGAUGGAACUCCUUUCUCUUCCUUGUACCAGAUGGUCCCAAAGGAAGCUUAUCAGUACAUGGGAGUUAUCCGUUUACUGCAGCAUUUCAAUUGGGAAUGGAUUGGGCUCUUAGCUGUGGAUGAUGACCGGGGAGACAGGUUUUUGCAGAGUGUGGCACCUCUAUUGUCCGAAAAUGGCAUCUGCUUUGCUUUCUCUCUGAGAUUACCAAAACUCACUUAUCUGAACGAUUUGACAGACUCAGUUCUAAGACAGGCAGAAAUGUUUUUGACCGUUUUUGAGGACAAAGCCAGGGUAUGCUUUAUUUAUGCAGAACAUCCAGCCCAAUUUGUUUCAAGACUGUUGCUGUUUCUAGCACCCUUGGUUCCAUUUCCACCGUUGCAUAAAGUAUGGAUUGUUACAUCUCAGUGGGAUUUUGAAUCAAUAUCCUUUCAAAGGAUAUGGGAUAUCGAAAGCUUCCAUGGGACCAUCUCCUUUGCAGUUCACUCCAAGCAGCCACCACGAUUCCAACAUUUUCUUCAAGCCAUUAACCCUUCCUGGGCAAAAGGAGAUGGUUUUAUCCAGAACUUCUGGGAGCAGGCAUUCAGCUGUUCGUUGAAAGUUUCUGACAUUCUGGGUGAUAGCGAGAAUGCUUGCACAGGUGAAGAGAAGCUGGAGACUCUUCCCGGGAUUUUGUUUGAGAUGAACAUGACUGGCCACAGCUACAAUGUCUACAAUGCUGUCUAUGCUGUGGCACAUGCUUUGCAUAUGAUAUACCAAUCCAGAUCCAACAACAGACGGUGGUUAGAUGGAGAGAAAACUGUGGUUCAGAAUAUCCAGCCAUGGCAGGUGGUGCCUCUUUCUGCUUGCAAUGAAAAGUGCCAUCCUGGGUAUAGCAGACAAAAGAAGGAGGGAGAGAAAUUUUGCUGUUAUGACUGUGUUCCUUGUCCAGAAGGGAUGAUCUCAGAAAAGAAGGAUGCAGAUAUCUGUGUUCAAUGCCCUCGAGGUCAUUAUCCCAACCAUCAUCAAAAUAAAUGUGUUCCCAAAACUAUAAGCUUCCUUUCUUACAAAGAAGCAUUAGGUAUCCUCCUAGCCACCUUAGCGAUUUCCUUUUCUUUGGUCACAGCAUUGGUGCUUGGGACAUUUGUGAAGUACCGGAACACUCCCAUAGUUAAAGCCAAUAACCGAGGCAUCACCUAUAUUCUUCUAAUCUCCCUUUUUCAUUGCUUCCUGUCUUCUUUGCUUUUUAUUGGGCGGCCUGGAAAAGUGACCUGCCUUCUCCGACAUACAACAUUUGUCAUCGUAUUCUCGGUAGCCAUUUCUAGUGUGUUGGCCAAAACCAUGAUUGUAGUUUUGGCCUUCAUGUCUUCCAAACCAGGAUCUAGGAUGAGAUCACUGGUGGGGAGAAAAGUGGCUUAUUCUGUUGCCCUUUCCUGCUCCCUUGUUCAAGUAUGUAUUUGCAUUCUUUGGCUAAGUACUUCCCCGCCAUUCCCAGAUAUGGACACGUUCUCAAUGAAUGAGAAAAUCAUACUGGAAUGUAAUGAGGGUUCAGCAGUUAUGUUUUACUGUGUCUUGGGCUACAUGGGCUUCCUAGCUAUAGUCAGCUUCAUUGUGGCUUUCCUAGCCAGGAAGUUACCAGACAGUUUCAACGAAGCCAAAUUUAUCACUUUCAGCAUGUUGGUCUUUUGUAGUGUUUGGCUAUCUUUUAUUCCAACUUAUCUGAGCACCAAGGGGAAAUCCAUGGUGGCCGUCGAGAUCUUCUCCAUCUUAGUCUCUGGUGCUGGUUUACUGGCUUGCAUAUUUUCCCCAAAAUGUUACAUCCUUGUUCUGAGGCCUGAGCUGAACAACAGAGGACUCUUAAUAAACAGGAAAAAAUAA